UGGGGCGGCUGGCUCGAUUGUGUUUUUCGAAGUGGAGGCUGGCUUGACCGCAGUGGCAGGGACUGAAAUAAACUUGUCUAGAACAUGUUCCAAAAUGUCGAUCUGGAGACGGAAUGCAGACUGGACGAAAAGCUGGACCGAGGUACGACCGGUCUGCAAAGAUAGAGGGCCUCCUCUGUGAGUCAGCCACUAUGACUGUGGCAUUCAGUGCUGCUGAAUACUAAAAUAGACUACAGGCCAACAGAAAACCUCUUCUAAGGAAACACACAGACCGAGUCAUCGCUUCCACAUCUCCUCAUCACAACGGCCCAUUGUGGGCUGCUAUGUCAAGUCAAGCCAGCAUUUAUUUGUAUAGCACUUUACAACAGCCAACAGAUUGACCAAAGUGGCAGCUGCUCUGGACACAAGCUUGCCUCAGUAAGGCAGGACAGGCCACUAGUCAUUGCUUCAAGAGACCAGCAAACAGUCAACAAAGAGCACUUCGCAUUAAUUCUAGCACUUGAAGUCAGUAAAAUGACUGUAGACUGAGAAUCCUCGUGAGUCUUGUCUGUGUCUGCUCAGUCUCUUGGCCAGGGUCCUUAAGUUAGUUCUGUUCGUUCCAUUAUUAGACAAUGUUCCACCACCAGAAUCAUCUGAAGAGGCAGCUGCAAGAAACCCAACCAGCCAGCAGGCAGCGCUUUCACUGCCAGGAGUGUGGGAAGCAGUACAACACCCAGCUAGGUUAUAGACGCCACCUAGUGGCAGCCCACACUGCUGCAACAGGCCAGCCCUGCCCAGAAGGAGCAGUUUCAUUACUUGAGCAGUUUGGCGGCCACAUUGACAGGCCUCCACCACUAGAGAGCAACACUAACACUACUGUGCCAGUGAGAGAGAGGAAAUACUCAUGUGAACGAUGUGACCGCCGUUUUUACACUCGUAAGGAUGUACGACGUCACAGUGUGGUGCACACAGGGCGCCGUGACUUCCUGUGUCCACAAUGUGCACAACGCUUUGGCCGCAGGGAUCACCUGACCCGCCAUUUGAAGAAGAGCCAUGCCCAGGACUCAGGAUUGAUGUCACCCUGUACUCCAAAUAUUCCUGUGGCUACACCAACCUCUGCCACUCAGUGCCUAGUGAAGGAGGAACCCAGUCCUGUGACCUCUGAUAUGGGUUCUGUUUCCAAGGAACCAGUGGAGACUUUAUCAAGGGACAUGUACAACUCCUACCCCAUGGCCAGUCCUGUCCCUGGGAUGGGCCACCCUCGUGGUCUCAUGCAGGGCUCUUUGCCUUCAAGCAUAUGUGUUGGUCAGCACAUGUCUUCUCACCCCCACCACCAUAACCUCCAGCCCCCAGUGGCUCCACAGCAGCAGCCCUAUAGUAACAUGGACAGGUACCAGCAUAGCUCUACCUCAUAUCCUCGUGUUGAUGUGGACAGUUUCCUGCUGGACCUGCAAAGUGUCCCUCCACCCCACAUGAAUGCUGUCAACUCGUCUACCUCUGCUUCUGGCUCCCCUCAGAGGGAGGUGCUGGGUGAAGGGGUAUGUGCUGGCAUUGACACACACCUGCUUUGCAGGAGCCCUGCUGCCACCUCAGCUGAGCUGUCCUGCUCCACAAACAUGGAUCUUGGGCCUCUGUUAGGCUUUUUGCCAUUCAGCCUGCCACCCUUCAGCACUCACAUGGGGAUGGGAGGAUUGGUGAUGAGCUGUCAACCUGCUACUAACACUACUUCCUCUUCGUCCUCCUCCACUGGGCUGCCCUCCCAGGCUCCAGGGCCUUUCACCUUCUUCCAGCCUACCCAGGCUCAUGUAUCCCAGGGCCCCAGUGCCCACAGCCAACUACCUCAGCCAUACAGUGGUCCUGCUAUGAGCAUGUCCAGUUCCCUACCUCACUACUACCAGGCCUUUCAGCAAGAAUCCACUAUAAAUACUGUGGAGGCCUUCAGAGUACUUCGUCCUGUUUCCUGUCUUCUGCAGUGUCAUUGUUAUUGACACCCAGUUUUCCAAGGUUGUGAUGUUAGAUCGCAAGUGUUUCUGAUGGACUUGGGACUAAAACUUGAUCCCUGUGAUCCUCGCCAUGUCUUUGCUCUAUAGGCUUGGGAGGUCUAGAAAAAGAGCAGUUGAUUUAGAUAUUUAGAGAGAGAGAGAAAGAGAUGAUUCUCUCUUCUGCCUUAAUUUCAUGAACUGUAUGUUGACUAGUAUUGUAACAAGCCUCAGAGUCUUGCAACAGUGUCUUAAAAUGCUACUGCAGUGCCUCUCUCAAAGUGUCUAAAUUCUUGACAGGGUUUAAGCACUUAUGAUAAUUUUAGAAAGGAUUAAUUUGAUCUGUACCUCAAACAUGUAUAACUGUGGGUUUCUGUUAUUGUUUGUACUUGUUUCUAGUUAUUUUGGCUCUUGUACCAUUAGAUUAAAACUAUAAAUGUAGAUUUUAUUAAUCUAAGCUCUAUCUAUUAACAUUGACAUUAUAAUUGACUGAAACCUACCUCUAUAUUGUCAUACAUUCACCGGCCACUUUAUUAGGUACACCUUUACAAUUGUAUGCAAUUAAAUGCAACACUUCCAUCUUAAUAUCUGU
Molecule: messenger RNA, 2550 nt
Organism: Monopterus albus (swamp eel)
Lineage: Eukaryota; Metazoa; Chordata; Actinopteri; Synbranchiformes; Synbranchidae
Product: zinc finger protein PLAGL2-like
Exons: 3
Coding region: 612-1967 (451 amino acids)
Source: RefSeq, a predicted model, not a curated record